Megalobrama amblycephala (Wuchang bream) is the source of this 1269-nucleotide messenger RNA. RefSeq names its product apolipoprotein A-IV-like. NCBI's taxonomy places the organism in Eukaryota, Metazoa, Chordata, Actinopteri, Cypriniformes, Xenocyprididae. Gene Ontology annotation, cellular component: chylomicron; extracellular region; blood microparticle. Gene Ontology annotation, molecular function: cholesterol binding; phosphatidylcholine-sterol O-acyltransferase activator activity; phospholipid binding. The transcript has 4 exons. The record is from RefSeq and is a predicted model, not a curated record. Gene Ontology annotation, biological process: very-low-density lipoprotein particle remodeling; triglyceride homeostasis; cholesterol efflux. The coding region runs from base 141 to 908 and encodes 255 amino acids.
CACAACAUAACUAGAUAAAAACAUCCACUGGAGAUUAAAAUAUAUUCCUUAUGGUAUUUAAAUACAGAUAUAAAACAACCAUCACCGCAUUUGCUAUUCACACUGGACAUCAUACUGACAAAGGCUAAGCACUGAAAACUAUGAAGGCUCUUGUGAUUCUUGCAUUGGCUGUUUUUACAGGUUGCCAAGCCAACUUAUCUAAUGAAGAGAAGCCAAAUCCACAUCUGGAUCACUUAAUACAUGCAUUCUGGAACUAUAUUGCCCAAGCAGUACAAACUACUGAUGAACCUUCACAGAUGAUAAGUACAUCUCAGCUGGGACAGGAAGUCAAUGCUAGACUGACCCAGAGUGCCGACAUGGCCAGCGAAUAUGCCGUCACCCUCAAGAAACAGAUGGAUCCUCUGGCUGAAGAGCUGAUGACCAAAAUCACCAAAGAAGCUGAAGUGUUGAGGGAGCGUUUGAGCCAGGACCUGAUCACUGUGAGAGACCAGCUGGAGCCCUAUGCUGACAACCUCAAGAGCCAGAUCCAGCAGAGAGUGGAGGAGCUCAGGACGGCCAUGGCUCCAUAUGCAGAAUCCCUGGAUUCUGAGACCCUGAAGGCCACUCUGCUCCAGAAGAGUGAGGAGCUGAGAGGAAACCUGGAGCAGAGCGUGAAGGAGCUGCAGGCUCAGCUGGAGCCCUACACUGCUGAAAUCAAGGAGAAGGUUGACCAGCAUCUGCAGGAGUUCCAGAAGACCGUGAGCCCUCUGGCUGAGGAUCUUCAGACCCAGAUUAGAGAGAGAGCCCAGAUGGUCCAGCAGAGUCUCACACCCUACGCUGAAGACCUGAAGGAAAAGCUGGACCCCUACGCACAGGACCUGAAGGACCAGCUCACCUCCCUGUACGAAUCCUUCAUUAAGAGAAAUUAGAUGCUUCAAAGACUUCUUCCUGUGUCACUAACAGAACUGUUUUUCCGUCCAUGAGCAUUGUGACUCCAAAUUCCCAUUUAUCUCCAUAACCAACACCUACAUCAUACUGUUGGGCAUCUUUUUGGUGUUAUAUCUUACAGUUGAUAAACCACUAAUAUAUAAGAAAGGUGAUUUUUGGCUAAAAUCCUAUUGUUUACACCAUAACCAUUCAUCUAUACAGAUGCAGAAAUUUUGCUCUCUUUCUGUUGUGUAUUUAUUUCAGUUUAUGACCUCUGACAGAAAAUGUGUUGUUUCUUGGAAAUUUAUAAAUGCCAAGUGCAUCAUUUGUCUUAUUUGUCAACAAUAAAACAUCUGCCAUUUA